AUGCCGGCUGCAAUCCUGGAAGAGGACCUGUUAAUACCGCGCUCGAACGACGAGAAUUCGUGGGCAGAAUACGAGCUUUCCUCUGUCCAAGUCCACGCGUCCGCGUCCGCGUCCGACUCGGAAUGGACCAAUACACCCGUCAGCCUGCUCCACGCCAGCAUCGGCAACCCACUCACUGUUACCGGCCAACUAGAACCGCUCGAUCCAUCUGAUGCGGAUCUUCUCGUUCCUGGCGUGAAACUUUCAAACAAACGAAUCAACCUCGAACUGAACGAUGUCUGUACUUUUUCAUAUGGAGAGCUGGGCGAUGGCAGUGUCGCAGUCUGGGCAGGCGGCAAGUCCGGAUGGUUCAAAAUUAGGCCGGGUCGUGCCUAUCGACAUGUGUACCAGGAAAUUCAGGAAGCAGUGAAGCUCUUGUACUUCGUAGCUGAUAGCUACAAGGAGACGCGGAAGGAAAAGGGCGUUGGGAGAGGGAAGAAAGCACUCAUGCUACCACCGUAUUCUGCGUUGGAGUUGGCUCAGAAGUACGCAUUGGAGUUCCUAGGGACAAAUGACGCAGACGACGCCUUCGACAAGUUUGCGGAGCACAAAGAGUUUUUGAUUGGAUCCAUGUUGGCCGGGAAAGAGGGAUUACAAUGGUCAACAUAUCCGCUGUGGGCCGACAUGCAGGGCAAGUUUCCAGAAGUCUUCAAGGAGCUGGAAAGGAGGCUAAGAGCGAAGCCUCCGAAGUCAAAAGCCAAGAAACCGGCAGCGACAGACACCUCAUCCACAACGAAAAGCUCACAGCCAAAGCCAGCAAGGCCGAGAAAGGAGGCUAAGGGCUCCGCAGCCAGUUCAUCCGCCGCGAUCAGCUCCAAGAAGCAGGGUAGGCCAAGGAAGAACGCCGGUGCUGUUGACGUAAUUACCCUCUCCGACAGCGAAAGCAGUGAGGAAGUCACAGACACUCUCGUGCAAGCCGCAUCCGACGAGCCCAAAGAGUCUCCUCAAGCAAACCCGAAACAAAAAUUCAGAAGAACACGGAAUAACGACAUUGAAACAACACCUUCACUAGCAAUUGCCACGCCCGCCAAAGACGACGACGACAGUGACGAUGAAGCACAAAUGAGAAAUAAAUCAUCACUCAGACCUCGUGCCAGCAAAGGCAACAAAGGCGGGAAAGGCCGACCCCGCGAGGCAGAAGACGUGCAAAGUCCUGCGUCUUCACCCACACAAGCAGGAGACAAGAGAAAACACAUUCAAGAAGAUUCACGUCGCCCACAUAAAAGACGCUCUAGCGACUCGCCGGAAGUUGAAGAUGAAGAUGGCGAGGAAAAUGCCGAGGAUGAAGGAAUUGAUAUUCCUACUUCGCCAACCGAAUCGCAAAACCACGUACCGGAUAACCCAGAUUCUGUACAAGAAAAUACCUGGAUAUGUGCUCUCGCCGGUUGUACACAUAAAGUCUAUCUCUCUCACCUGCCAGCAAGUCAGAAGCUUAUACGAGAGCACUACGCUUUGCAUGCAUACGAUGAUGACGAGCGGGUGCAGAUGGUCAAGAGAUUAGCGCAGCCUUCUCUGCCGAUUGGACAUUUGAUGGAGAAGGUCCGAGGGCAGGCGCGGAUGGAUGGAUUUCCGGAUAGCACUGUAGCUGUGAGUCGWUUUGGAGAUGGCGUCACGCAGAAAUACUGA
Ramularia collo-cygni is the source of this 1665-nucleotide messenger RNA. RefSeq lists its product as uncharacterized. The record is from RefSeq and is a predicted model, not a curated record. The transcript has a single exon. The coding region runs from base 1 to 1665 and encodes 554 amino acids. Lineage: Eukaryota; Fungi; Ascomycota; Dothideomycetes; Mycosphaerellales; Mycosphaerellaceae.